Messenger RNA from Fomitopsis serialis, 1714 nucleotides. RefSeq lists its product as uncharacterized. Bases 1 to 1383 code for a protein of 460 amino acids. Lineage: Eukaryota; Fungi; Basidiomycota; Agaricomycetes; Polyporales; Fomitopsidaceae. The transcript is spliced from 6 exons. The record is from RefSeq and is a predicted model, not a curated record.
AUGUCGGCGUCCAGCCUGCCCGCCUACAGGCCGCCCUCCUUCGCCCGCUCCCCCGCGUCCCCCGUCUACACCCCAGAGCCCCAGGCCUACGAGCAGCGCCUCGCCCUCAACCGCAUCCGCGAGCGACCCUCCACCGAGUUCGUCAAGCAGUCCAAGACCGGCGGACUGAGUCUGCGCCUCAGCGAGCAGGAGGACAAUGCGUCCCUUCCGGUGUACGGGUGUGGCGACUCGGUGGAGGGCACGGUCGACCUGGUAAAGCCGGAGAGCGCGAGUGGUGUGGAAGUCAGGGUCGAGGGCAGCAUCCGUCUGAAGGAGAUAGCGGAGGGCGGCACCACGUCGCAUAAGUUGUGUUUGUCCGUCGUCACGCUCUGGAACCGCGAAACAGACCGGACACCGUGUCCUGCCUCUCUGCCGUUCAGCCUAACGCUGCCGACGACCUUCUCGGAUGGCAAGGAGACAUAUCCUCUCCCACCUACACACCAAGCGCGUUUGCCGGGCGUGCCGGGUUUUGACGCCACAAUAGAAUACAUCGUCUGCGCCGUAGUGCACAAGGGCAAAGCCUCGAGCUUGCUGCGCAUUGGAAGCAGGUGUGUACCGGCGCGAACCAGUUUGCGGCCGUGUCUCAACUUUCUUGGUCUGUCCAGUACUGUCUGCACGCCCUUUAUUUAUUACCCGCGUUCUCGCCCCGCCGUUCCACUUCCGCGAGCAGCUCGACAGCUCGCCGGAGGCUACCCCGCCUAUCUCGACACGCCGGACUGGCGCUGCUACAAAUCCGUCAUGGCACCCAAGGUCCCUGGCUUGAACGACAUUAUGACGAAGUUCUACGUUCCCGCCGCGAGAGUGUUCAGCUUGUCCGAGCCUAUCCCGUUCUACGUCAUGUUCGCGUCGUCGGCCAUCUCACUCGCUGCCUUUCUGCCCCUUGGACCGACGACCACCCGGCUAUCCGGCCGCCAGCCCACCCGUGUGCAGCUCCUCCGGCAGACGAACGUCGACGUCCGGAACGAAACCGUUUUCGGGACCAAGACGGACAUCUGGCAGACCGUCGAGAUCGGUGAGGGCGCCUUUAGGCACAUGGGUGACGGCCCGGACUGGAUCUGCUUCUCGGGGGAGCUUCGCGUCAACGGCCAAAUUAAGAUCGGAGGCUUCAAGGCGGGAGGCCUGUCCUUGAAGGAUUACCUCGUCCUGUCCAUGACGCCGCCCGACCCCGUGAAGACGCCGUUCAACGAACUCCGUCAAGUGGUUCCUGUCCGUCUGACGACCGACCCGUGGUCGAGCGACGGCGCCGGUCACACCUUCUCGGCAUCCGAUUAUUCAAUACCUAUCCUUGCUUCCGAGUCCCGCCAUCCUGUCAACGCACCAGUCCCCGGCUACCGCCCUGCAUGAAUGCAUAUCGACUCGCCCCAUCUUGCAACUGGAACCUCGCAACUCAGCACCGCACCCCGCACCCUCAAUACAUGCACGCACACCUUCGCAUUUUGUCUAGACAUUCUCGCUAAUGUUGCACUAUACGUACAGGGAGGACCCUUCUGUAGCCAGCAUACGUCGUCGUAUAAUCUGCUCAGCGACGGCGCUAUAACAUAGCAUUGUAGCGAUAAUGAACCGCCGAAUUCUGUCCUCUUUCGAGCCUCCUGCAAUAGUAAUUUACUAGACUCAUCUCGUAUGCGGGUUCUGCCCACUCUCAUAACUUAUACAAAUCGAAAACGACAUUUUCCGG